UGUGUUGAUAUAUUUUUAAUUAGUGAUCGACAAUUUAUUUACGAGAACACAUAAAAUACAAAAAAGUGGUAAAAUAAUUUACAUUACAGUCUAGUGAUGUGUUCGACUUGAAAGCAGGCGCAUAAAUAUAAAAAAAAAAUUAGAACACUGCAGAAAUUCAAGCCAACAUGAAUAAAAUUGAAGUGAAGAUGGGUUCGAAAGCAGUGGUCGUCGUAAGAGAUACUUCUCAAGAAGUUAUGGUGAAGAAACACUUGGAAGUCGAAUUGGAAGAAGCUUUGGACUUGGCUGGCAUGGGCAAGUACCAAGUGUUCCACUGUGCGCUGAUGCUGGCUACAUUGGCUUCUGCGAUCAUAGAGAUCAUAGGCAACGCGUUCAUACUGCCUGCAGCUGCUUGUGACCUUGAGUUACCUGAGAGUCUGAGAGGGAUCAUCACUUCUGUGCCUAAUAUUGGGGUGAUAUUGACAGCUCCCCUAUGGGGUCGAGCAGCGGACACGCUUGGCAGAAAGCCGGCGCUGCUGACGUCAUCAGCGGCCGCAGGGGUCAUUGGCCUCACCGCCAGCCUGAUGCCAGGACUCCGGUCUUAUGCGCUUUGCAAACUUGCUGGGUCACUUUUCCUGGCCUGCCCCUCAUCCGUGGGUUUCGCGUAUGCCGGCGAGCUGGUGCCGAGAAGACGCCGAGACAUCGCCCUGCUGACCGUCAACGGGUUCCUCACCAUAUCUGCUGUCUUCAGCCCUGUGUUCGCAUGGGCAGUGCUGUCUUCCGACUGGCGCUACAACCUCUCCUCGCUGACCCUGCGACCCUGGCGCCUCCUCACAGCUGUGUACGCGAUGCCACUGAUUCUGUCCGCUUUGUGGAUGACCAGGGCCAAGGAGAGUCCCAAGUUUCUCAUGUCUAAGGGCAGGAGCGACAAGGCUCUGGACGUCUUGAGACAUAUCUUUAAGACGAACAGUGGCUUGCCUUCUGAAGAUUAUUGUGUGACGUCACUAAGGCUAUCAGCUGAGGAGUCAAGUCCAGACAUGAUGGAGGAGGAUUCGCAGGUGGAACUGGCUCCCAAAGCUAGGCGUGAGUCGGCACUGGCUCUGCUCAAGCCACCGCAUUUAAAAUGGCUGGCCAUCACCGGGUUCCUCAUGUUUGGGCUUUUUUCUUUAUUGAACGGGCUUUUCAUGUUCGCGACGGACACGAUCAACAAAGCCAUGAGAGGGUCCUCAGAUGAAGUGGGCACCGUGUGCAUUCUGAUGAACCAGGCUGAUAAUCAGACAACGACAGGAGCUUGCCAAGACGACAUAUCGCACGACACGUUCCUGAUCAUGGUGGUGACGACUCUGGUGUACGGGCUGGCGGUGAUGGCAGUCAGUCUCUGUCCCGUCUCCAAGCGUGCGCUGCUCGUCGGCAUGUACUCCACUACUGCUGUGGCUUGCCUCUUGUCAGGGCUGCUAACUAACCGGAUGGUGGCAGGAGCAGCCAUGUCAGCUCUCCAGAUCACCGCGCUGGGCGUGGGGCCGCUUACGGCUUACGCGGUGAAUCUCUUUCCCACCAGUUUGAGGGGCACAGCGGUUGGUGCGGUGCUGAUGUGUGGUCGGCUCGGGUCCGUGGUUGGUGCCAACACUGCUGGCUACUUCCUCGCCGUCGCCUGCACCACCACCUUCUACGGGUUCACUGCUCUGCUCUUCUUGUGUGCAGGCCUCAGCUUCCUCCUGCCAAUAGAAGAAACACAAAAACCGGAAACCAGCUCACCAACAACAAAAUACAUACAAACAGACAGUAGAUAAUAUCUAUAAAGCCUCUUGUAUCCCACGUAUUAGUUAAUAAAAAUAAUUGACAUUAGUUUUAUACCUAUAAAAUAAAGAUAUUUUUU
Messenger RNA from Pectinophora gossypiella (pink bollworm), 1855 nucleotides. Its product is annotated as synaptic vesicle glycoprotein 2A-like. The coding region runs from base 168 to 1769 and encodes 533 amino acids. Gene Ontology annotation, molecular function: transmembrane transporter activity. The record is from RefSeq and is a predicted model, not a curated record. Gene Ontology annotation, biological process: transmembrane transport. The transcript has 12 exons. NCBI's taxonomy places the organism in Eukaryota, Metazoa, Arthropoda, Insecta, Lepidoptera, Gelechiidae.